AUGAUUCCCCUGGGUCUCCUUCUCGUGGUGGCUUUGGUCGAUUCAAAAUUGCAAAAUGUCACUGCGAGGGGCAGACUGACUUGUAAUGGAAAACCGCUCAGUGGGCAUGACAUAACUCUUUAUGAGUUUGAUUUGGGUGAGUCAGAAUUCUUGGCUGUGAAGUCUAGAAAGCUUCAAUCCUUUCCAGCCAGUCCAAACGACGCGCUCAACCGCACAAAAACCAACGCCAAUGGCGAAUUCAAAAUCUAUGGCGAAGAAGACGAGAAGCUCGCCAUCAACCCAUUCAUCCAAUUCCUACACACCUGCAACGUCGAAAAAGGUUGCAAAAAAGAGCAGCGAAUUUACAUCGGUCAUAAUUUCAUUGGUGGAAUCUGUGUGAUAAAUGUGGAUUUGGCAAGUGAUGAUAGAUAUGGCUUGAGAUUAUUGGACACGUGUCAUGUGGACAAGGAUGAGAAGGCGGAACAGACUAAAGAUCUAAGUGUUACUGGAUUUUUGAAGUGUUAUUCUUCUCCUCCUUCUGAUUCUUCUCAGACAUUGAAUGCAAUUGAUGUUCGACUUAUUUUACGAAGUAAUAUUACAGGACAAAAUGAGAUCAUCGCUUCAUCAAAAUCCGAUGGUUCAACUGGAUUUUUCAAAAUAUCCGUCGCUAAUCAAAACUUCAAAUAUGAGCCAUUUGUGGAAUUUGAGCAUUUCUGCAAAGGUGAGAAGAUCUGUGCGCGGCAUCGCGUGAAAUCCGAGUUCUUUGGGAAGACUUAUGAUAUGAGCAAUGUGGAUUUGAAGAAGUAUAGUGCAGAAGAAGAGGUUAAAUGUGAUGAGGGAAAAGAUCAGAAAAUUUGA
Messenger RNA from Caenorhabditis angaria, 837 nucleotides. NCBI's taxonomy places the organism in Eukaryota, Metazoa, Nematoda, Chromadorea, Rhabditida, Rhabditidae. The record is from the annotation of a GenBank genome assembly.